Messenger RNA from Loxodonta africana (African savanna elephant), 954 nucleotides. RefSeq names its product olfactory receptor 8K3-like. Gene Ontology annotation, cellular component: membrane. The transcript has a single exon. Gene Ontology annotation, molecular function: odorant binding; olfactory receptor activity; G protein-coupled receptor activity. The record is from RefSeq and is a predicted model, not a curated record. Bases 1 to 954 code for a protein of 317 amino acids. Gene Ontology annotation, biological process: G protein-coupled receptor signaling pathway; sensory perception of smell. Lineage: Eukaryota; Metazoa; Chordata; Mammalia; Proboscidea; Elephantidae.
AUGGACAAACAUAAUCUAACAGCGCUGAAUGAAUUCAUUCUGAAGGGAAUCACAGACCGCUCAGAGCUGCAGGCGCCAUUGUUUGGACUGCUCCUCAUCAUCUACAUGAUUUCAGUGGUGGGCAACUUGGGCAUCAUCAUCCUUACCAAGAUAGGCUCCAGGCUACAAACUCCCAUGUACUUUUUUCUCAGACACCUGGCUAUCACUGAUCUUGGUUAUUCCACAGCCGUGGGACCCAAAAUGCUGGCAAAUUUUGUUGUGGAUGAAAAUAAAAUCUCGUAUUAUUUUUGUGCUAUACAGCAAGUUUUCUUUAUGGUAUUCAUAACUACUGAAUUGUUUAUUCUGUCAGCAAUGUCUUACGACCGCUAUGUGGCUAUCUGUAACCCUUUGUGCUACACAGUCAUCAUGUCACGAGGGUUGUGUUCUGUGCUGGUGGCAAUCCCUUAUCUCUACAGCACAUUUGUUUCUCUCCUGGUCACAAUAAAGAUUUUUAAUUUAUCCUUCUGUGGCCAUAAUGUCAUCAGGCAUUUCUACUGUGACAUUCUCCCCUUGUUAUCUUUGCUGUGCUCAGACACGCAUGAGAUCAAAUUGGUCAUUUUCAUCUUAUCUGUUUUUGGUUUGAUUUCAUCCCUUCUAAUAGUUCUUGAUUCUUAUAUACUCAUAAUUUUAUCCAUUCUCAGACUGAAGUCAGCUGAGGGCAGGCACAAGGCCUUCUCCACCUGUGGAUCCCACCUGACUGUGGUUUUAGUAUUCUAUGGGACUUUAAUCUUUAUGUAUCUGCAGCCCAAGUCCAGUCAUUCCUUUGACACUGAUAAAGUGGCUUCCAUAUUUUACACCCUGGUGAUUCCCAUGUUGAAUCCCGUGAUCUACAGUCUGAGAAAUAGAGAUGUAAAAUAUGCCUUACAUAGGGCUUUAGGACGAAUAUGCAAUAUAUUUUCUCAAAGUUCAUUCUAA